AUGUAUCCUCAUCGUGCUUCCCUGUGUUCCGCCAUCUUAUCAUCUUCGAUCCAGAAGACAAGGCCUACCCUGGCGCUUGGCGGAUACAGCGAUGUGAUGCGCAUGGGAAAUGCUGACGAUCGAUUGAAAUUGGCGAAAAUCGAACGUGAAAUCCAACCUGAUGACCCAAUCAAUAUCCAGUAUACGAGUAAGACGAUCAUUUGCAUCCCAAAUCCGCUUUAUCACUGUUUCGGAUGUGUGCUGCGUGUAAACUUGCGCUCUCAACUCAUCUGGCAGACAAUGUGUCUUCCUGCACAUCGUUCGAGAGCUUUGGCGCGCUUUAAGCUGUUGACGAAGAACGGUAGCAUUGUCCAAUCUUUGAAAUGUACAGCCCUAUACGGUACGCCAACGAUGUUCAUUGAUAUGUUGAACCACCCUGAUUAUCACCAGUACAACUACGAUAGCAUCCGAUCAGGUUUUAUCGCUGGUGCCCCAUGUCCAAUCACGUUGUGUCGGCGUCUGGUGAACGAGAUGCACAUGCGGGACAUGCAGGUUAGUGAUUCUCCGGAAUUUUUUUUCGCAGCCCCGCCUAUGUUAGACUCCUUGGUUUCCUGUUUGUUUAUAAUGAGAUGUAUCGGAAAAUCAUCACAAUAG
Molecule: messenger RNA, 633 nt
Organism: Cooperia oncophora
Lineage: Eukaryota; Metazoa; Nematoda; Chromadorea; Rhabditida; Trichostrongylidae
Source: the annotation of a GenBank genome assembly